This is a messenger RNA of Branchiostoma belcheri (Belcher's lancelet), 3868 nucleotides long. RefSeq lists its product as uncharacterized. The record is from RefSeq and is a predicted model, not a curated record. The coding region runs from base 35 to 3769 and encodes 1244 amino acids. The transcript is spliced from 10 exons. Lineage: Eukaryota; Metazoa; Chordata; Leptocardii; Amphioxiformes; Branchiostomatidae.
UCACUGCAUAGACGACAAAAACGGAAGAUCCGCAAUGAGACGAAAAGGUCGACAACCUACGGCGAGAUGUCGCCAGGAACGACCGUUGGCUCCAGUUGUUUACCUUCUCCUGACAGUCUUAACCUUGCACUUCAUCUCCAAGUACAUCGGAGCGAAUUUGUUUUGGAACGAAAGUCAGGCAGCCGAAGUAGGAACGGCAUCUGAGCGUACCCCAGUACGGGUGUCAUCGGUCCAUCGCAGUCGUGACGCCGAGGUAGAUCUAGAUUUACCCCGCCAACGCCGCGCAAGUCCCGAGGAUUGGAACGGCGACGGCAACGCCAACAAGCCGAGCGAACAACACAUCAACCAAGCGGUCUCACCGGUCUUCUUCAAGAAUGCUCAUGAUCACAGCGUCAACUUCAGCAAAGUCAAAUCAUCCGCUAUCGAACGGCCGCCAAAAAAGAUGAGAAAAUUUUCUGAACUCCGUAGAAAUCUCGAAGAAUCCACAAUUAGCUACACAAAUCACGGCCCUGCUUCAAGUUUUCUACCAAAGUCUCGGCAUUCGCGACACGUUAGUGAGCCACUCUUUGAAGAAGAAAGUUCAGGCGAGAAACCGACAACUGUCCAAACACAGGAGCCCCGAAAUUCAACCGUGCACAAUCUCUCAACGGGUGAAAGUACUGUCGGACCCGAAACAGAAGAAGUCACUCAGACACUGUACACAGGACAACCAAAUGCGACUGAAUCCAAUGAAGGCAGUACAGCGAUUGCCACCACCGCCACAACGGUAAACCCACACCAGCACACGGGUUUGAACACAACGGCAACCACUUCGAAUUCCACACCAGGUGACAAUCAUCAAUGGUUACGCGUUUCUCCAUAUUGGUCUGUUCAAUACAACAGUUUUGAAAGGUGGAGGGAGCGAGCCUUGAAGGCAUUGGACGAGAUACCAAAGACUAUAUGGCUCGUGUCCUACACUCUACCCUUGGUUGUGGACUUCGGAUCGCCGCACGAACUAAGUCAGAUACGCGUUACGUACAUGAAAAACCAGCACGCGGUUACCGGGUACAGCAUUUAUGUUACAAACGGACCGCAUGCCCAGCGAACACAAGUCCAGUGGACGCACGUUCUGACCGUUCAAAGGCAAAACGUGAGCGCUAAGGGGCCAGAAACAGUCGCUGGAUUUUCUGGCAUCGGCCGCACGUGGAAAGUCAUGUUCUUACAUACACUCAGUGCGCAAGACAGAUGGUGUAGCACAACUUAUGACUACCGUGAUAGAGUCUUGGUGCGAAAGGUGGAGUUCUUUGGUUCAGAAGCGGGGGAACCUCGCCACUACAACAACUGGUUUUUCGUCUUAGACUAUCGCGCCAGUUACACCAUGACGAAGCUGAGGAUUGUCAACGACGGCUGUGACUGGCAGCACGACGUGAAGGCCUUCACGCUUCACGUGUCUCUCAGGAGUAGCCCUUACGACUGGACACUCGUCACGACUGUUACUGACGUGGCUGCCAACUACACUCUCCCGCAGUACUACGCCGGUUUCUCGGGGUCCGGCCGCUACUGGAAGGACGACGAUGAAAUGGCAGUGGGGACGGUUCUUGAUCGGGAAUUCAGUCUACGUACGAGCUUAUACACGUACGACGUGAAGUGGGUCCAAAGCGGGCACCCUGGCCAAUACUUCAUCGGAAACAGCAAAAAUACGCGACGGUUUGAUCUAUUCCCUGCUGGCUUUGGCCAUAUAGACUGGACUCCUCAGGUUAAUGUUGUUUCUUUGUACAUUUCGCCUCAGCCUGAGCUGCGUGGACUGCGAUGUUCGCACAAUGCCCAAUGCAGGCCCAGGGUGUGUGGGCUACACAUGACGGGAAACCCCUGUGCGUGUGACAAGGCAUGCAGGAUAUUUGGAGACUGUUGCUAUAACUACGAAGCCGUCUGUGGGGACGACGUAGCAGACGACGAAGUUCCCCCUGUCAUACAGCCAGACUCCUGCAAGGGACGAUGUGACAUGGAGAACAUUGUCAGUGUCGUGACGUGCAACUGCACGAGUUCCUGUAACACAACCCAAACAUGUUGCGAUGAUUUUGAAGAUGUCUGCCAAAGCGAAAAAGACGACGGGAACUGGACCAGCAGCAGCAACUGGACCACGGCAGCAGGAGGCAGUGAGCCGCUGCAGUGCGUGGCCCCCUGGAAAUCCCGUGCCCACUUCUGGAUGGUGGCGAGUUGCCCGCCCGGCUACACAGACGACGUCGUCCGGGGGAUGUGCGAGACUUCCGACGGGCACGUCGACAUGUUUCUCCACGCUCCUGUCACCGACAACUCCACCGACACCAACUACAGAAACGUCUUCUGUGCCCUGUGUAACGACGCUAGGUACAUGUUAGGCUGGAAAAUGGUCGCCAAAUGUGGCAGGCGCGUCCUAUCGCUAAAAGAAAUUCUACAAAGGGACAAGGGUUGUCAGCAGUAUUUCCGACCGUCAGGCUAUUCCUCUGCGCGACUGUGCUUCCCUCCCCAUACAACAGCUCCUAGUUCUAGUCCUGCCUGCGACGUCGAAAAGUGUCGAAACAUCACCGCUCUCUUCUUUGCAAAAGGUGUACCCUUUAGGAACUCCGCCUGUGCAAAUUGUUACGCAGAUAGGGCAUCUCUUUGGGAAGCUUCGUGUACCGAAGACGACUUUGUAUGGGCUGGUUUCUUCUCUACUAUAACUGUCCUUUUCGACUACUCGAAUAUUUUCCAAAGCAAGAUGUCGUCCAGAGAACUUGAGCUAAAGGACCAUACAGAGUCGUGUUCGGUUGGAUACAUAUAUGACCCGUUUCGAGACAGUUGCCGCCAAAUUUCCCCCGAUGCUCUGAUGAAAUUUAGCCAAGUUCCUGGUGUAGAAGAGACGAGAGCUUCUUUGGAAAAUGAUCCUGACAAUGUUCGUAGUGCCCCAACCCCGAGUAUCGUCACGGUAGAUAGCACAAGGACUCCACCCACAGUUCUCCCAAAGCUAAGCGCUACAUUCAUUGUUGUCAACACUGUCACUGGCGCUUCUGCCUCCGUUUCUAUCCUAUCCCUCCUCUCCAGCCUCCGACACCACCCACGCCCUGACACUGUCAUGAAAAUCUGUUUCCUGACUUCUCUUCUUCUGGCUCAGACCAGCCAAGUCGUGGGCCAGGUCGUUCCGUCAGCAGCCUGUUGCACAGCCAUGUUGGUGUGCACGCUCUGUUUCUGCCUCGCCGCUGGGCUGUCUCUCACUGCCACAAUCCACCACCUGUCUAUCCUACAGCGAGGUGGCACUUGUAAAGCAUCUGGCUAUCUCUUAGUGAUUUUGCUGAUUCCGCUGGCAAUGUCGGGAGGUUACAUUGCACUGGAUGACUCAAUCCGCAUGGGGGCGUCCCAGGAGUCCCACAGCUUUCCUCACUGUUGGAUCCAAGACCCCACGAAAAUGGCAAUCUUUGUCGCCGGGCCCUUUUUGAUCUGUACUGCAAUCAACCUCUACUACCUGCUACGCAUUGCCAUGAGGUGCGCUGCCGCCGAUUGCGUGCAGUACUUCUUUCUGACACAGGCGGCACUGCUUUUUCUCCCAUACACCGUUGCCAUGACCACUGGGAUUCUCACGGCCUUCGUAGGUGUAGAGUCACUGCGCUCGUUUUUCCUGUACAUGGUGACCUCUUUGGGUGGGAUAGACGGGUUCCUUUUCUUGGUAUUUUCGAUUGUUGACGAUGAGAACGACAAUCCCAAUGAUUCCUCUCACGGCAACGUCCCGACUUUACCGAUUCAAGCCGUAUCUUCACUCAACUCCUCUACUAAAUAAGAUGGAACAAAAUUUCAGCAUACCCGAUCGCGAGCAUGGCUUAACGCUUGAAGUUCUUUUUUCUUCUCUUGACUUGCACCUGUAAAAGGUAAUAUUGAG